This is a messenger RNA of Athene cunicularia (burrowing owl), 3025 nucleotides long. It is a transcript of the gene LSS, whose product is annotated as lanosterol synthase. Gene Ontology annotation, cellular component: lipid droplet. The record is from RefSeq and is a predicted model, not a curated record. Gene Ontology annotation, molecular function: lanosterol synthase activity. The coding region runs from base 1 to 2241 and encodes 746 amino acids. The transcript is spliced from 21 exons. Lineage: Eukaryota; Metazoa; Chordata; Aves; Strigiformes; Strigidae. Gene Ontology annotation, biological process: triterpenoid biosynthetic process; cholesterol biosynthetic process.
AUGGACACAGUGGCACAUCCCCGCAGAGCCAGGGGCAGCAACACCCUGGCACGCCCUGGGGCCAGGUGUCAGAGCUGGCUGUGCAGCUGGGGCCACCAGGUCCAAGAGCAUGCCUGUGGAACUGAGCUGGGGCUAGUGGCCCGUGGCCACCUGUGUGAAGGUGGGUCCUCAGGACGAAGCACCGCUGCCAGGCAGCGAAAUGCCAUCAGCGCCUGCUCCACUGGCUCCAUGGUUACAGCAUCUGUAAAGCGUAACAAAGUGCUUUUCCUCCUGCCGGGUCUCCUCAUCACUUGCCACACCGCCAAGAUCCAACUGCCGGAGGGGUUUCGGAAAGAGAUGGUGCGUUACCUGCGCUCUGUGCAGCUCCCGGAUGGAGGCUGGGGCUUGCAUGUGGAAGACAAAUCGACGGUGUUUGGCACAGCACUCAACUAUGUAGCCUUGAGGAUCCUGGGGCUUGGACCAGACGACCCUGACAUUGUGCGGGCCCGUGUCAACCUGCACAGCAAAGGAGGUGCUGUGGGAAUCCCUUCCUGGGGGAAGUUUUGGCUGGCCGUCCUGAACGUUUACAGCUGGGAGGGAAUGAACACCCUUCUCCCAGAGAUGUGGCUGCUUCCUACGUGGUUCCCAGCCCACCCAUCCCGGCUCUGGUGUCACUGCCGCCAGGUUUACCUCCCCAUGAGCUACUGUUAUGCCAGGCGCCUGUCAGCAGAAGAGGAUGAGCUCAUACGGAGCUUGCGGCAGGAGUUGUAUGUGCAAGACUACGCCAGCAUAGACUGGCCAGCCCAGAGGAACAAUGUGGCUGCCUGUGAUGUGUACACCCCGCACAGCUGGCUGCUGGGGGCUGCCUAUGCCAUCAUGAAUGUGUACGAAGCCCACCACAACACUCAUCUGCGGCAGCGAGCCAUCACAGAGCUGUAUGACCACAUCAAAGCUGAUGACAGAUUCACCAAGUGCAUCAGCAUUGGGCCGAUUUCCAAGACGAUCAAUAUGCUGGUUCGCUGGUUUGUGGAUGGGGAGAACUCCUCGGCUUUUCAGGAGCAUGUUUCCAGGAUCCCUGACUAUCUCUGGCUGGGCCUCGACGGCAUGAAGAUGCAGGGCACAAAUGGAUCGCAGCUCUGGGAUACUGCUUUUGCCAUCCAAGCCUUCUUGGAGGCAGAAGCCCAGAAGAUGCCUGAAUUCACAUCCUGCCUCCAAAAUGCCCAUGAGUUCCUCCAAUUCACCCAGAUACCAGAGAACCCACCUGACUACCAGAAAUAUUAUCGCCAUAUGAACAAGGGUGGCUUCCCCUUCAGCACCCGAGACUGCGGCUGGAUCGUGGCAGACUGCACAGCAGAGGGGCUGAAGUCAGUUAUGCUGCUGCAGGAGAAGUGCCCCUUCAUAGCCAAGCUUGUCCCCCCUGAGCGCCUCUUUGAUGCUGUCAAUGUGUUGCUGAGCAUGAGGAACUCGGAUGGAGGCUUUGCCACAUACGAAACCAAGCGAGGAGGCCGCUUACUGGAGCUGCUGAACCCCUCAGAGGUGUUUGGUGACAUCAUGAUUGACUACACCUACGUGGAGUGCACCUCGGCUGUCAUGCAGGCACUGAGACAUUUCCACGAUGAGUUCCCUGAGCACAGGGCCACAGAGAUCAGGGAGACUCUGCAGAAGGGUCUGGAUUUCUGUUGCAAGCAGCAGCGAGCUGAUGGGUCAUGGGAAGGGAGCUGGGGGGUUUGUUUCACCUAUGGCACCUGGUUUGGUCUGGAGGCAUUUGCCAGUAUGCAGCACACAUACCGCAACGGGUCUGCACGCCAGGAGGUGGCCCAGGCCUGCCAGUUCCUCCUCUCCAAGCAGAUGGCAGAUGGUGGGUGGGGAGAGAACUUUGAGUCAUGUGAGCAGCGCACAUACGUGCAGAGUGACACGUCACAGAUCCACAACACGUGUUGGGCCCUUCUAGGGCUCAUGGCUGUCAGGUACCCUGACACGGACGUGCUGGAAAAGGGCAUUAAAGUGUUGAUCGAUAAGCAGCUGCCCAAUGGGGACUGGCCUCAGGAGAAUAUUGCUGGGGUAUUCAACAAGUCCUGUGCCAUCAGUUACACUGCGUACCGCAAUGUCUUCCCCAUCUGGACGCUGGGGCGUUUCUGCCGGCUGCAUCCCAACAGCCCUCUUGCAGGGAAGCUGCAAUCCGGAACCUUGGCUGGGGCAGGGAGGACCACACAGGAGGUGGCCCAGGCCAGCACCCAUGCCGCGGCCUCUGACCAGUCCUAGGUAGUGGCGGCUGCACGGGGCCACAGUGGUGUUUGCUCUGUAGGGUAUCUCGGUGCUGAUCUUAACACGUGGACUACUGCCUCUGCUAGGGGGAAGUGCUGCUGCGGUGCUGCAGAGUCUCUGCUUUCUGUUGAACCUUUUCUAAUGAUUCACUUUCGUAGGUUUUUUUCCAGGUAUAUCCUCCCUCAGGGAACAGGGAGUGAAGUGCCUUUUCAGACCAGUUUGGUGAUCUGAGAAGAGAAAGCUGCCAAGCUAUGUUGUACUAUGCAUCUAGACAGGCUUUCUUUUCCUGGGUAGAGCAAGGCUGCCUUUACCUUCCCAUUUUGCUGUCCAGGUUGGCUGGCCGCAGCAGGAGCAGGGGAUCUUGAGCCUCCCCUGUGCCCAGCGUGGUGAUGGGCUGCGCUGCCCAAUCCCUGCUGAGCUGGCCUCUGUGCUGGGAGGGGAAGGGCACCUGUCCUCCCCCUGACACAUGGGGAAGAGGAGCGCUUCACUCACUUUUCUUACCCUUCUGUCCCCCAGCUGGUGGCACCUGGCUGCCCAGAAUCUCACAGGUGAAGUCACCAGCAUCAUUCCCACUUUGAAAAAGGGGAAACUGAAGCAGAAAGUGCUGAGGUGGUGACUGUCAGGGCACAGCCUGAGUCCCUGGUUUCUAGCCUUCUCCCAGCAUAGCAGGUGCCUCUGGUUCAGAUGGUGCAGUUGUGCAUUCGCAUUUCGUUGUCAGAGUUGGAAGUCACAUCGACUGACAGGUUAAUAAAUUGCUAAUGGUCUUGCAAUUGGAGCUUAA